Trametes versicolor FP-101664 SS1 is the source of this 1103-nucleotide messenger RNA. RefSeq names its product Mov34-domain-containing protein. The transcript is spliced from 5 exons. Gene Ontology annotation, molecular function: metallopeptidase activity; protein binding. The record is from RefSeq and is a predicted model, not a curated record. Gene Ontology annotation, cellular component: proteasome regulatory particle; proteasome complex. Gene Ontology annotation, biological process: proteasome-mediated ubiquitin-dependent protein catabolic process. The coding region runs from base 39 to 1025 and encodes 328 amino acids. NCBI's taxonomy places the organism in Eukaryota, Fungi, Basidiomycota, Agaricomycetes, Polyporales, Polyporaceae.
CUUCCACCUCUGCACCUCCCCCUUCUCUCGAAUCUGCCAUGGUCGCAACAACAACAGAACAACUUUCAGCACUCUCAACUACCACCGUCGUGGUCCACCCCCUCGUCCUGCUCUCCGUAGCAGAUCACCAUGCGCGUUCGGUACCGCGGGGAUCCAGCAAGCGCGUCGUCGGUAUCCUACUAGGCCAAGACAAUGGUACAAGCAUCAACGUCGCGAACUCGUUCGGUAUCCCAUUCGAAGAGGACGAGAAGGACAGCAAGACGUGGUUCCUGGACCACAACUACAUCGACGGCAUGUGGGAGAUGUUCAAGAAGGUUAACGCGCGUGAGCGGAUGAUUGGGUGGUACCACACGGGUCCGAAGCUGCGCGCGUCGGACCAGGAAAUCAACGACCUGCUGAAGAGAUACAUUGCACACCCGGUUAUGGUCAUCGUCGAUGUACGGCCACAAACGGUCGGCAUCCCGACAGACGCGUACUUCGCGGUGGAGGAGAUCAAGGAUGAUGGCACGGAGACCCGGAAGACAUUCCUGCACGUUCCUUCAGCAAUCGAGGCAGAGGAGGCGGAAGAGAUCGGUGUCGAGCAUCUCCUGCGCGAUAUCAAAGACUCUACUACCACCACCCUCGCCACUCGCGUCGCAGAGCAGCUCGCCUCGCUACGAGGACUCCAGUCGCGCCUCGGCGACAUCCAGUCCUACCUUGUCGAAGUCGCAUCAGGGAAGAUGCCGCUCAACCACCAAAUAUCGUACCACCUUCAGGAUGCCCUCAACCUCCUCCCCGACCUCAACGACCAGGAGCUGACGCAGAGUUUCGCCACUACGACGAACGACGAGAUGCUCGUCGUCUACCUGAGCAGCAUGCUCCGGGCGGUCAUUGCCUUGCACGCCCUGGUUGAUAACAAGGCGUCCAUUGGUCGGGCAGAGCUAGAGGAGAGCAAAAGCGAAAAAGAGAAGAGUAAGAGUGCCAAGGUCGAGGAGAAGGGCGACAAGGACUCGAGUAAGACUACCAGCGACGAGAAGGGAUUGUAGAUACUACUUCGGACUAUCAUGCAUAAUGACCUGCGCUGUGUUCUCUCAUCUUCGAGUGUGUAAAGAAGCAUCAUGACG